Molecule: messenger RNA, 3854 nt
Organism: Exaiptasia diaphana
Lineage: Eukaryota; Metazoa; Cnidaria; Anthozoa; Actiniaria; Aiptasiidae
Exons: 23
Coding region: 106-3783 (1225 amino acids)
Biological process (GO): proteolysis
Molecular function (GO): serine-type endopeptidase activity; zinc ion binding; metalloendopeptidase activity
Source: RefSeq, a predicted model, not a curated record
UCAAAUUCCCUGUGUGAAUAGUUAUUCACUACAGUCACUUGUGUUUCURRGCAAAAUUUCACACUAAUCCUCGAACGAGAAAAACCUAAUAAGAGCUUUUGGAUAAUGCGUGCUUUUGUCAUUUUCUGUACGUGGUUAUGKGGAAUAGCAUAUUCAGCUCAGCUUCCUCCUCCGGAUCCGAGCAACACUGGGUCAUUCGACCUUAUUGUACAGGCUAACUUAGAGCUUAAACCAAAUGUUAAUCAGUCAAGACCACCUCUUCCUGGCAAUGUAUUCGAAGCAGAUCUUGUGCUCACUAAAGAACAAAGAAGAAACAUCGAUAUAUAUGGCAGUGUAUCAAGAGCAGCUAGUGGAGACACUAAAAUCCGAUGGCCUAAUGGAGUUAUUCCAUAUGAAAUAGAUUGCAGCCUGCAAAGAAUGCCAAAUGCAAUAGAUGCCAUCAAGAAAGCCAUGCAAGAAUGGGAGUCAAAAACCUGUAUACGAUUUGUACAACGAAAUGGACAAAAGGAUUAUCUCUGGUUCUUUAGGAACAAGGGGUGUUGGAGUAAUGUGGGGCGCAUAGGAAACAAAAAUUCGCUGUCUGUCGGUGAUGGUUGUGAGUUCCAACACGUCAUGGUGCACGAAAUUGGUCACGCUAUAGGCUUUUGGCACGAGCAAAGUCGACCGGAUCGUGACAGUUACGUCAGAGUUAACAAGGCAAAUAUUAUUCCAGGAUUCGAGAGUGCUUUUGAGAAGUAUGGACGAGGUAAGAUCGAUUCGUUAAAUGUGCCUUACGACUACGAAUCGAUUAUGCACUAUCCAUUCAGUGCCUUCUCCAAAAAUGGGAAACCAACACUAACAGCUUUGCGGCCUUUGAAUGGGAAGACUCCUUACAGAAAAUUAAGCGCACUGGACGCUCUGCAGGCAAAUAAGAUGUAUAACAAUUGUGGGAGAAAGCUUGUUCCCGAACCAUACAAACGACGAAAACGCUACGUUGUCAAGAGAGCUCGACGAGCGGUUUGUAGAGAUUAUAACGUCUACUGUUCAACAUAUGCCAGACAGGGACAGUGCAGGUACAAUCCUCGUUACAUGAGAUCAAUGUGCAAAAGAAGCUGUGGGUGGUGUUCAGUAAGACCAACUCCUUGCCGGGACAGAAACCUAUCAUGUAGGCGAUGGGCAAGACAAGGAGAAUGUUGGAGAAAUCCUAGAUAUAUGCACGUGUAUUGCAAGCUUAGCUGCAGGAAAUGUACGGUUCGACCCAGACCACCAACUCCCAGACCCAGACCUCCAACACAAAGACCCAGACCUCCAACACAAAGACCCAGACCUCCAACACAAAGACCCAGACCUCCAACUCCGCGACCAAAACCACCUACAAAGCGGCCCAAACCUCCAACUCAGCGUCCUAAACCACCGGUCAAACCUGGUCAGUGUGGUGUACGGCAUUAUGGGCGUUUUCCUGGUAAAAUAGUUGACGGACAGACAGCAGUUAAGAACAGUUGGCCUUGGCAGGUACAAAUCCUAACUCGCUAUGGUACCCAUCAUUGUGGUGGUUCGUUACUGAAUGCUCAGUGGGUCUUGACAGCAGCGCACUGCGUUGGAGGAAGCAGCAAAGACAAGGGUUAUCGCAUAAAGCUCGGUGAACAUCACAUUCAUAGAAACGAUAAGACAGAGCAACAGUUCUCCGUUUCACAAAUUAUUGUACAUCCUAGAUACGAUAGACAACAAUACAACAACGAUAUAGCUCUUUUAAAGCUAAGUCGUCCAGCUAGUCUAAACAAAGCGGUGAACACAAUUUGCCUCCCUUCUCAUGGUGUUAGCGUACGACCUGGAAAAACCUGCUACAUCACUGGCUGGGGAAGGACUGGGUCCUUGAAACCAGGGUCUGUCGUCCUUCAAGAAGCUAUGAUGCCUUCGGUUACCCAAAAGAAAUGUGCGGAAGCAAUGGGAAAGUAUGGAACAAUAACAACCUCCAUGCUUUGUGCUGGGUAUGGUGGAAGCAGCACGGUCAGCGGAUGCAUGGGUGACUCGGGAGGACCCCUCGUUUGUAAAGGAACUAAUAAUAAGUGGGUACUACAAGGGGCAGUCAGCUGGGGAACCAGAACUUGCAGUGCUGGCUACAAUCAAUACACUGUAUUUGCAAGAAUUAGCGAGUUUGUGAACUGGAUUCGUUUAUACAUUGGUUCUGGUGUACCACAAACCCCGCCACCCCCUGUAACACCGCCUACAGCAGGACCAGAGGUCACUCCACCCCCGCCCGUUACCCCUCCUACAGAUACUUCAACACCAGCCACUCGUAAAAGCACCCCUUCAUCAGGWACAACGCCCGCAUUGACACCCUCACCUAAACCGUGCGURUCUCCUAAGCCUCUUGGAAUGCAAGACAAACGKAUUCCUGAUAGUGCGAUAUCAUCAUCCACACAGGUCAACAGAUGGCACAGUGCUCGUGAAGCUCGUUUACAUCACAAACCAGGUGUAACAGGGGUGGGAGCAUGGUGCUCUCGUGAUCUGGACACCAGGGAAUAUCUGGAAAUUKAUCUCGGGGCUAAGGUUACUGUUACUGGUGUUGCAACUCAAGGUAGAGAGAGUAAAACCCCAAAGUUCGUUAAAAGUUAUGUUUUAUUGUACAGUGAUGAUGGCAACUCGUGGAUUCAACACUCAACGGUAUUCACGGGGAAUAUAGAUAUGUCAACUGUGACAACUAAUUCAAUAUCUCCACCAAUCAGCGCUCAAUAUAUACGAAUUAAUCCUCAAACAUGGAAAAAUCAUAUCUGUAUGAGGGCUGAGUUGUAUGGAUGUCCAGUGAUUCCUACCACAGUUACUCCAACCACUACCAACGUUCCGACAUCUACAAGYCAACCAAAGACUAACACAACAGUUACACCAACCCACAAACACAAAUCUACCACCACCAAUUCAAAGACAACACAACCAACWCAAACUCCCCUGCCUUCUACUCCACCAACACAAACAUCACAACCACCCACAUCGCGGCGCACAGUACGUCCACAAAAUACUACYGACGCUCAACGAACAACACACACUAAUACACCCAAACCUACUACUGACUCACAGACAACACAACAACCUACACAACCUUCCUUACCUCCUACCCCACCAUUACCAACAACACUACCACCCACAGUAAAUCCAGGAAUCCAGACCAUUCCACCAAACCCAAUUGGUAUCAAAUGUAAAGACAGUCAUGGAAAUUGUGCUACUUGGGCAAAGGAGGGAAGGUGCUCCACCGACGACUAUGUUAAAAGGAAUUGCUUGAAAAGCUGUAAAUCAAAAUACUGCGAUAAUGAGCCCGUGAGACCUUUUGCUCCAUGCUCGAAUCGUCUUGGAUUAGGAUGGGACAACAGACUACCUGACUCGGCUUUCACUGCCUCAUCAGAACUUAACAUCGGAUCCUGGGAUUACGGCGCCCGCAAUGCACGAAUGUACAUUGAAGACGAUCACACUCAGAAGCGAGUUGGAGCCUGGUGCGCUGCAUCUAGUAAAGACCAAUGGCUUCAGGUGGACUUGGGAACUAAGACUUACAUCACAUCUGUAGCAACUCAAGGUCGACACAAAUACUUCGAGCACGUCAAAACGUUUAAAUUGUCUCACAGUAUUGAUGAAACUAACUGGGUGUAUGUCCAAGACGGCGCUGGAUCCGAAAAGGUGUUUACGGGUAACUGUGACCACUUCACUCCAGUAAUUAACAGACUACAAGGAGCUGUACAAGCUCGUUACGUCAGGUUUCAYCCUGUGGAAGCGAACUACGUAUGCAUGCGUGUAGAAAUCUAUGGUUGUACAUGAACAGUGUAAAAAAUUGAUAUAAACAUGAUUUUAAUAGUGGGGUUUUACUAAUAAAUGAUCUUUUAAUAAAA